Monodelphis domestica (gray short-tailed opossum) is the source of this 2116-nucleotide messenger RNA. Its product is annotated as interstitial collagenase. Lineage: Eukaryota; Metazoa; Chordata; Mammalia; Didelphimorphia; Didelphidae. Gene Ontology annotation, molecular function: metalloendopeptidase activity; zinc ion binding. Gene Ontology annotation, biological process: proteolysis; collagen catabolic process; extracellular matrix organization. Gene Ontology annotation, cellular component: extracellular matrix. The record is from RefSeq and is a predicted model, not a curated record.
CUUGAAGAGUGAGAGAGCAUCAAGAGGCAGGUAAAGAGGAGCUGAGACACAGCAGGGCAAGAAUGAAGAGCCUUCUACCUCUGCUCCUCCUCUGCAUCACAGCCUCACAUGGCUUCCCUGCAGGUUUACAAACCAAAGAGCAAGAUGCCAAAAUCAUCCAGAAAUAUCUUGAGAAAUUCUAUGACCUGAAAAUUGAUGAAGUGAAAAAUCCGAAGAACAAAAACAGCAACCCAGUCACUGAAAAACUCAAGGAAAUGCAGGAAUUCUUUGGGUUGAAAGUUACUGGGAAGCCAGAUGCUGAAACUCUAAAGAUAAUGAAAAUGCCUAGAUGUGGAGUCCCUGAUGUGUUUUCAUUUGCCAUCACUGAAGGAAAUCCUAAGUGGGACAAGAAUAACCUUACUUACAGCAUUGAAAACUACACACCGGAUUUAGCCCGGGAGGAUGUGGAUGAUGCCUUCAGGAAAGCAUUUAAAGUCUGGAGUGAUGUCUCCCCCUUAACAUUCACUAAGAUAUCAAAGGGUGAAGCAGACAUAAAGAUCUCUUUUAAUUAUAGAGAUCAUUAUGAUAAUUCUCCCUUUGAUGGUCCCAAUGGAAUCCUUGCUCAUGCCUUCCAACCAGGUCCAGGAAUUGGAGGUGAUGCUCAUUUUGAUGAAGAAGAAAGGUGGACAAAAGACCACAAGAAUUACAACUUGUACCAUGUUGCUGCUCAUGAAUUUGGUCAUUCUCUGGGUCUUGCCCAUUCCUCUGAUAUUGGUGCCUUGAUGUACCCCACCUAUGGUUUCAAUGACCUCGAUAAUAUUCAGCUUUCUCAAGAUGACAUUGAUGGCAUUCAAGCCAUCUAUGGUCCCUCCAAUAAUCCUGUCCAGCCAACAGGAUCAACAACACCAAAAGCCUGUGAUAAGAAGCUGACCUUUGAUGCUAUCACCACAGUCCGGGGAGAAAAAAUAUUUUUCAAAGACAGGUUCUAUCUCCGUAAGACUCCCUAUAUUCCUGAAGCAGAAGUCAAUUUAAUUUCUCUGUUCUGGCCAAACCUCCCAGGUGGGAUUGAAGCUGCUCAUGAAGUUACAGAAAAGGACAUAGUCAGGUUUUUCAAAGACAGCAAGUUUUGGGUUGCUUUGGGGACGAAUGUGUUGCCGGGUUAUCCCAAGGACAUCUAUACAACUUUCGGUUUUCCUAAAACUGUGAAGAAAAUUGAUGCUUCCGUUUCUGAGGAAUACACUGGAAAAACCUACUUCUUUGUAGGAAACAAUUACUGGAGAUAUGAUGAGAGGAGGAGAUCUAUGGAUGCAGGUUAUCCAAAACUGAUCAUAGAUGACUUUCCUGGAAUUGGGAGCAAAAUUGAUGCUGUUGUUAAUGACAGUGGCUUCUUCUAUUUCUUCAUUGGAACAAGACAGUAUAAAUUUGACCUCCAAGCCAAGAGAGUUGUAGCUAUCUUGAAGAGCAACAGCUGGUUUAACUGUGGAGACUACUGAACAAGAUUAAAAGAUACUUUGUAAGCAGUAUGAAGAUGUUUUCUAAAAGAGCCAUAUUUCUUCAGUAUUCAUUACUUUUGUUUUGUUUUGUUUUAAUGAGCCUGGAAAACUGGGACAGAGUGACUUGCUUUUUGUACUUGGGAGACUGUUGGUAGGGGGAGGGUAGUAUGGAGGUCCUUAGAAUCCUUAGAAUUGUUAAAUGUCUUGUGUAUUCUUAGUAUCAUUUAUAUUUUAAUUUGCAAAUCCAUUAUGUCCUGGUGACUGAAAUAAUAUAAAGAACUCAUUGAAAUAUCAAGAUUUCAUUCCUGGAUAUUAGAAUUAAAAGCUCAUACUUUGGUCACAAAAGAGAAUAAGAUAGCCCAUAUGAACAAUUGAUUGAUUUCAAUUAUUAGUAUCAGAAAAACAGUUCUAAUAAUAGUAGGUCUUGAGUUACUAGUGUUGUCUCUGUAACAACAGAUAGCACCUUCAGUUGUUUCUAAAAAUAAAGGAUUUUAUAUUUGGAACAAAAUAAAAUUCACUUCCCCUGUUUAAUAAGCAUUCAAAGUUCCUUGAGGGUAGAUACUAUUUUUUUUUUAUCAAAGAUGCACCUAGCAGUGUAUUUCACAUAGUAGAUGACCAAUAAAUGUUUUAUUAAUUGAAAUAAA